AUGUCGACAGUAAAACAGAGCCCAAUUGCGCGUUCUACAGCAGCAUGGAACACGAAAAACCUGGGCAAGCGACUCGGUGUCGAUGUCGCCAGCGCAGCAACCGCAGGCGCGCUGACCUGUCCGUUGAUCACGAUAAUUGACCGUGCCAUCAUCGAGAAAGCAUCAAAAGGCUUCCCUAUCCAGCGAACAAUAACAAACUGCCUCAAGUCCAUGGUCUCCCGACCAAGCGGAUUCUUUCUCAGCACUCCAUUCCUCCUCAUCUAUACCCUGUACAGCUCGACCUACCUCACAGCAAAUGCAAUCGAUACACUCACCUCCACGAUGCGCAACCAGUCCUACGACACCGUAACACCGGGCCCCCUCAAAUUCAUCGCAACGACAACAGUCAACAUGGCAAUCUGCGUCUACAAAGACGCGCGCUUCGCCAAAAUCUUCGGCGCCUCUCCUCCAUCUCAACCGACAACCACAGCAACAGGCCAACCUCAACAACCACCCUCCGCUCUACGCGCCCCAGCUCCAGCACAGGCCCCAGCGCCUCCAUCAACAUGCCAUCCGCACGCAGCCCCCGGCUCGACGUUAACAAUCCCCAAAUCCUCCUACACUCUCUUCUGCCUCCGCGACAGCAUCACAAUCUUCGCAUCAUUCAACAUCCCAGCCCUCAUCGCACCCUCAAUACCGGAUUUCGUCGCCUCAACGCCCGGCAUGAAAUCUGCCCUCGCGCAGUUCUCUUGUCCUGCUCUCAUGCAGUUCGCGAGUACGCCCAUGCAUCUCCUCGGCUUGGAUUUGUUUAACCGUCAGCCUGCUGGUGGUCUACCCUGGACGGAUCGUGUGGCACGCAUUCGUCGGGACUAUGUCCCCGCCUGCUUUGCGCGUAUGGGCAAGAUUGUCCCUGCUUAUGGUAUUGGUGGUGUGGCCAAUGUCAGAUUGAGGGAUUAUUUGAUGAAGCGCGUUGAGAAUCGGGCUUGA
Messenger RNA from Penicillium canescens, 966 nucleotides. RefSeq lists its product as uncharacterized. The transcript has 2 exons. Lineage: Eukaryota; Fungi; Ascomycota; Eurotiomycetes; Eurotiales; Aspergillaceae. Bases 1 to 966 code for a protein of 321 amino acids. Gene Ontology annotation, cellular component: mitochondrion. The record is from RefSeq and is a predicted model, not a curated record.